AUGGCGUCCACAGCUGGAACUCCUUCUACAGCUGACGCUUCUGCGCUGCCCCGCAACGAUGGGCAGCGAGGCCCAAGAGGAAGAGGAAGGGGUCGCGGUCGAGGAGGGGCUCUGGGAGAUUCCGGUAGCGAUUCUAGACGUUCGGAAAACCGUGGAGGGAGACGAGGGGGUCGUGGUGGGAAUAGGGGACAUACGGCUAGCCACGAGACUGCCAAUACAAAUACCAAUACUAUGAACUCUACAGAUCCCAACGCCAAAUUCUCCACCCAGAAGAAAUUGUCCAGAGCAGAUGGCGAAAACAAGGACGCAAAUGGGGAACCGGUUGAAGUAGAGGUAUGCUUCAUUUGCGCCUCGGACGUCGAACAUAAUGCUGUCGCCCCAUGUAACCAUCGCACAUGCCAUAUUUGUGCUUUAAGGAUGAGAGCACUAUACAAGUCGAAAGACUGCGGCUAUUGCAGAGCACCCUCGCCAUUUGUUAUAUUCACAGACAAUGCGACCAAAAAUUAUGAAGACUUCUCCGAUGAAGAUAUUUCGAAUACAGACCCAAACAUUGGUAUUCGAUAUGAAAGUAACGAAAUUCAGGAGGAUACCCUACUACUUCUACGGUAUAAUUGUCCUGAUCCCGAUUGUAUUAUUGCAUGUAGAGGCUGGCCAGAUUUGCAUCGUCAUGUUAGAUCUAUACAUCAGAAGAAAAUGUGUGAUCUGUGUACGAGACAUAAAAAAGUGUUCACCCACGAACACGAAUUAUUCGCAGACAAAGAACUCGAAAAACAUAUGAGGAAAGGAGAUGAUAACCCUGGAGCACUCGAUCAAACUGGAUUCAAAGGGCAUCCUCUAUGUUCGUUCUGUGGUCAACGAUUCUAUGGUGAUGACGAGCUAUUUUUGCAUUGCCGAGACAAACAUGAAAGAUGCCAUGUCUGUGAUCGACAGAGUAAUAACGGCCAACCACAUUAUUACAUUGAUUACAAUUCCCUAUCUCAGCAUCUACGAAAGGACCAUUUUCCUUGCAACGAACCGGAAUGCUUGGAGCAGAAGUUUGUAUUCUUUGCAACGGAGAUGGAUCUAAAAGCACAUCAAUUAGAAGUGCAUGGAAGUAGUUUAUCUAAAGAUGUUCGCAGAGAUGCAAGGACGGUUGAUAUUUCUACCUUUGAAUAUCGCCAACCAUAUGCGCAAGAGCGCAACCGCGGCGGAAAUCAACGAGAGCAACGAGAAGGCCGUGGCAGAGGCAGGGGCAGAGAUCCAAAUGCUGAACCAUUGGCACCUUCCAGUGCACAACCCUUACGUCGGGAAGAACAGGCUUUCCAGCGUCAAAUGGCUGUGCAAGGCGCUCAAGCUGGUUCAUCGAGAGCUUUCGGCGGUCAAUUAACGGCGCCUACCCCUGCUCAAGCUAGUGCCAGAGUCAACCCGGCAGAAUCCUCACGGGCUGCUUCCGCUCGGCCUGCAGCUAAUGCCGGGGGUCUUUCCGAAGCAGUCAGGGGGCUGGAUAUAUCUGCACCACAAUUAACAGCCGAAGAACAACGCAAGCAACUUCAACAUCAAGAUGUCAUUGAUAGAGCGACCCGACUUUUACAAAAUGACCAAACCAAGCUAAAUCAAUUCCGCAACUCCAUAUCUUCGUACAAGAAUGCUGGGAUUACUGCUUCUGCUCUCAUCGAUGCAUUUUUUGCUCUAUUUUCGGACACUACUCCGGCUGCACUCGGCUCGCUUAUCCGUGAAGUGGCCGCUCUUUUUGAAGACCAGAGUAAGGGGAAGGCAAUAGUCACCGCUUGGAACGAUUGGCGUGCAAUAAAUGAAGAUUACCCGUCUCUUCCAGCUCCUACUUCCAGUAACGGUAAUUCCAUACCUUUAGGGUGGGCAUCCGCAAAUUCCAACUCUUCAUCUGGCCCACGAUCCAAUCGUGUGCUGAAAUUGAAAAAGUCUACAGCACAAUCCUCCCGCUCAACCGUCUCACAGAAUCGGUCCUGGGGCACUGCUUCAACAUCUGCUUCCACCUCAUCACCUGCCCCAUCCUCUUCAAAUCAGUAUAAUAACCCCUUCCCAACUCUCCCUACAUCCCGUCCAAAUCAGACCGACUCCCGUAUAACAACUACACCUUGGGUUGCACCGACUCCUGCAACCUCCUCUUCUUCCGCGCCCCCAUCUGUACCUUCUAGUCGAGCACCUUCACGUGCGCAAGUGAGGAACGGAAAGGACACAAGUGCCUUCCCAGCGUUGCCUCCGGCUGCCAAACCGCAAAGUACUAUAUUUGGGUACGGCACAGGAAUGGUAAGGAGGGAUAUGGGAGGUAGUCCGGUUGCAACUGCAUGGGGAGCAGGAAAUGGUGAAGGAAGUUCAGGGACUGGAGAUGCGGAGAGUGCGGAUGCUGGGCAGGGAGGAAGGAAAAGGGGAAACAAGGGGAAAAAGCAAGUUUUGAUGAAUUGGGGUUAA
Messenger RNA from Botrytis sinoallii, 2427 nucleotides. RefSeq lists its product as uncharacterized. Bases 1 to 2427 code for a protein of 808 amino acids. Gene Ontology annotation, molecular function: ubiquitin protein ligase activity; ribosome binding. The transcript has 2 exons. Gene Ontology annotation, biological process: rescue of stalled cytosolic ribosome; protein ubiquitination. The record is from RefSeq and is a predicted model, not a curated record. Lineage: Eukaryota; Fungi; Ascomycota; Leotiomycetes; Helotiales; Sclerotiniaceae.